Peronospora matthiolae is the source of this 639-nucleotide messenger RNA. The record is from the annotation of a GenBank genome assembly. Lineage: Eukaryota; Oomycota; Peronosporomycetes; Peronosporales; Peronosporaceae.
AUGACGAGCUCCGCUACCGCGUCCACGGCCAUUGAGAACCCGGAUGCACUUGCACGUCUCAAUGCAGCCAUCAUGGGUGAGCGGAACCCUCGCGGUAUCCCGUCAGCCGUCUUCGUGGACUCUGUGGACUCGUUCAUGAGCACGUGUGGCGCCGAGACAAUUGAUCCGCUCGUAGGUGCAUUGCAGCAGAUGUAUAGCAAGUACAAGUUCAUGGAAACGAGUCUGCAAAAGAGUCGCGAGACGUUCAAGCGCAAGAUUCCAGACACCGAAAAAGAUUUGGCAAUUGUGCGACACGUAAUCGCCAAGCGCGAUGCAGGCGAGACGCUCAAAACGCACUUUAAUAUGGCCGACAAUGUCUACGCCAAGGCCGAGGUGGACUGUUCUGUGGGGAAGGUCUGUAUCUGGCUCGGUGCUCACGUUAUGGUCGAGUACGAGUACGAAGAAGCUCUGAAGUUGCUGGAAAAGAAUGUGGCCUCUGCAACAGAGAAGCUGGUCCAGAUUGAAGAGGACUUGUCUUUUUUGCGCGACUCGAUCAUUACGACCGAAGUGAACAUUGCGCGCAUAUUUAAUUACGACGUGCGGCGUCGUCGCCUGGAACAGGAUAGCAAGCUGGCGGUUGGAGUCAAUGAGGAGAAGUGA